GCCAAGCGGAAAGGAGGAAAGUUUAAGGAAGCAAAAGAAGCAAAACAUCUGUCCCGACCACAUAAUUUGUCAAACUUGAAAUGUUGUCUUGUGCCAUACGCAGUGCCUUCCAUUCCCUGAAUUGGGCCCAAUGCCCAAGUAUGCGGAUUCUAUGGCGGCGGGGAUUGACUGGGCCUGCCAUGCCUCGGCCCUGUCCUGGUAUGCAGGUGCAGGCUGGGCAAGUCUUCGAGCUCAUAACCAUGAAUGGUUUCAUUUAAGUCCGGUCAUCGCCUCUUGUAUUCAUCGUCCUGAAUCAGGCUACCGACCUGGGCCAUUUGUUCUUCCUCUCGCUCAGGUCCUGUCAGACUGUUCCGAUCCUAAGGAGACAGUAUACGGCCUGUUCGUUCGGAUUGAAUGGAUUUGCUUCCUGUCGAGCCUUGAUUUCUGUUGUGUAAUUUCCCCUACACCACCCUCAAAAGGUCUCAAUCAUGGGCUCCCCUACCGUCUCCGUUCUUGUAACUAUAUUAUGCAUCUUUUCCCUUCAAGUAUGGGCAGUGCCCCAUGGAGGAUCGAGGAAUAGCUCAGCCUCCCGAGUUAUGUCGCCGUUACAGCAUUUUCCUCCAAUUAAUUACCAACCCAAGCCCUCGUGAGUCUUCGGAAUUCCUUACACGAUAAAGAACCAAUCUGCUCAACCAUGGCUUU
This is a messenger RNA of Aspergillus neoniger CBS 115656, 681 nucleotides long. RefSeq lists its product as uncharacterized. The record is from RefSeq and is a predicted model, not a curated record. NCBI's taxonomy places the organism in Eukaryota, Fungi, Ascomycota, Eurotiomycetes, Eurotiales, Aspergillaceae. The transcript is spliced from 2 exons. The coding region runs from base 131 to 559 and encodes 142 amino acids.